Hipposideros armiger (great roundleaf bat) is the source of this 1249-nucleotide messenger RNA. RefSeq names its product signal-regulatory protein beta-1-like. The coding region runs from base 164 to 802 and encodes 212 amino acids. The transcript is spliced from 4 exons. NCBI's taxonomy places the organism in Eukaryota, Metazoa, Chordata, Mammalia, Chiroptera, Hipposideridae. The record is from RefSeq and is a predicted model, not a curated record.
GGGCCUGUUCAAGUCUCUCUGAAACCAUUAAGAUGAGUAACUCCUCACAAUGCAGCUGCCUUCACUGCUGGUUCUAUUUCACAAUCUAGAAGCAGGAACUGUCUAGAAUUAGAAUCAGGCAACUGUCUCACAGCCAUUUCAGCCAUCCUAAGCCCUUCCUCUUAUGUCACAGGAGGCAGGGCUUCACUCCUCUCACAGAGCAGAGAGUCUGGGUUCUCCAGCCCACAUGUGGACAGAGCUGCCUGCUCAGGCCUCCAGGAUGACCAUCCCUGCCUCCUGGGCCCACCCUCCUCCUUGCCUGCUGCUGACUCUACUGCUGGGACUCACAGGAGUGGCAGGUGAGAAGGAGCUGCAGGUGAUUCAGCCUGAGAGGUCGGUGUCCGUUGAAGCCGGAGAGACGGCCACUCUGAACUGCACCGCGACCUCCGUGUCCCCCUUGGGGCCCUUCCGGUGGUUCAGGGGGAAAGGGUCAGGCCGGGAGUUAAUCUACAGUUUCCCACGAAGUGAGGCAAUUAACUUCCCUCGAGUAACAAAUGCUGCAGACUCCAGAAAGAGGAACAACACUGACUAUUCCAUCCACAUCAGUAACAUCAGCCCAGCAGACACCGGUACCUACUACUGUGUGAAGUUCCGGGACCAAGACCCUGUCUAUAAGGAGUUUAAGUCUGGAGCAGGCACUCGGCUCACUGUGAGUGGCCCAGCUAUGUCUACUGAAUUCCUCACUGCUUUCCUCCUAGGCUCAAAGGUGCUGCUGGCAGCUGGUGUCUCUGCCAUCUAUGUCCACAGGAAGCUGAGGGCCUGACUGAGAUAACAGCAGGCUUCCUCACAGAGCCCCAGAGACCACAAGACGAAGCUAGAUCACCACUCCCAGAGGAUUACCCUGGUACAGAAGACAACUAACCUUGAUGGGGGCCUGAACCACAAUUUUCCCAUAGCCGGAAACCAUGUGCAGACCCGGUUCUUGUGGACAAUAUUCAGAAGCGAGGAGCGCUCAUAACAGUGCACUUUGCCAGGCACUAGACCCCCCCAAUCCACCCUUGCCAACCUGCAAUUCCUUUACACUUUCUCUCACCUCCCCCAUUACUAGAUGACUUAGUUCCAAGAUUGUACAAUGAACACUCCAUAUUAGGAUUCAUAAAUAUGGAUACUGUCUUUUUACCAUUGUUCUUUGAAUUGUCUCUAAGUCUUUAUUUGGGGACACUGAUGUGAGCCUUGUGUCCAGUCUCCUCAAUUGGAAGCUGCGUGAAUA